Electrophorus electricus (electric eel) is the source of this 2289-nucleotide messenger RNA. RefSeq names its product sodium/hydrogen exchanger 9B2. Gene Ontology annotation, biological process: proton transmembrane transport. Gene Ontology annotation, cellular component: membrane. Lineage: Eukaryota; Metazoa; Chordata; Actinopteri; Gymnotiformes; Gymnotidae. Gene Ontology annotation, molecular function: antiporter activity. The record is from RefSeq and is a predicted model, not a curated record.
CGCAGCGGGAUCUAGCUAACGCUAGCUAGCUCCAUCAUUUAGCUAAGCAGACAACUAAACUAGACAGCUUGCUGUUUAUUUUAGCUGCCUUACUAAAACUGAUCAUACACCGAAUUUUCGUCAGCUGAUGUACCAGCCUCUCAUAAGUAUCUGUUAAAUUAUUCUGUCAAAAUCGGAUUAAAUAGCCAUUUAAUUACCAGAUUACAUUGUUUGUACUCCUGUGUUAUAAGACAGCCAGCUAACCGGAUUCUAGCCAGCACAACGACAUUAUUUCUGUACAGAAUAGUUAUAAAAAUGCUUUUAUUAGUUUAAUAUUUUACUUUAACAUAACCGUCUAGAUUCGGUUUUACUACACAAGGAAGUAGCUAAGCAACUGCUGCACGUGACGUCCUGGUGAACGCCAAUACUCAGAUUAUAACUCAGCAACAAUGAUAAUAAUAUAACUCAGCAACAAUGAUAAUAGUGAAGAGGUUAUCGCAGGUUAGAGGCUGAAUGAUAAAUAACAACGUGAACGCCCCGUUAGUGAGCAGCACCCGUGCACCACACACGCCUGCUCCAGCAUGGACGCUGCGCGGUCCACACCGCAUCCUCCUGCCUGUUCACAGACAGAGGAUGAAACUCCUGUGCAGCAUUGCCUUGCCAUGGAUCAGGCUGUGGUCAGGGACGCAGACAGCCCAGGCACCACCCUCCCCGAGGAUGUGGUAGCAUUCGUCCCACGGGCGCCAUGCCUGAUCGACGCCUGCACCAACACGGAUCGGCCGCACAUGUGCUGCGCCUGGCUGCGACGGUGGUGCCGCUGCCCCCCACACGGGCGCCCUGCUCUCCUCAUCACUAAAGUGGUUAUGGCUGCGGUGUCGUUCGGGGUGGUGUGGUCUAUCACCGAGAAGGAGUGUCUCCCCGGAGGCAACCUGUUUGGCGUCUUUGCUGUGUUCGGCUGUGCUGUCGCUGGAGGGAAGCUGGUGGGGUUCCUCCACCUCCCCAGACUACCACCUCUCCCUCCACUCCUCGGCAUGCUGUUAGCAGGGGUGCUACUCAGAAACAUCCCAGUGGUGACAGAGGCCAUCUAUAUCGACUAUCGCUGGUCUGCCUCUCUGAGGAACAUCGCCCUCUCUAUAAUCCUGGCCAGAGCUGGCUUGGGCUUGGAUGCCAAGGCCCUCAGGAAGCUGAGAGCAGUGUGUGUGCGUCUGGCUGUUGGUCCAUGCCUCAUAGAAGCGUCCACUGUUGCACUAGUUUCUCACUUCUUCAUGGGACUGCCCUGGAUCUGGGGUUUUAUACUGGGGUUCGUCCUGGGGGCCGUGUCCCCAGCGGUGGUGGUCCCUUCCAUGCUGCUCCUGCAGAAGGAUGGCUACGGCCUAGAGCAGGGCAUCCCCACGCUGCUGAUGGCAGCCGGCAGCUUCGACGAUAUCCUGGCCAUCACUGGCUUCACCACGUGCUUGAGCGUAGCAUUUGCUACAGGUUCUACGUGGUUCAACUUACUCAUAGGGCUUUUGGAGGUGAUAGGCGGGAUGACUGCUGGUGUAGGCCUCGGUUUCUUUCUUCGCUUUUUCCCGAGCAGAGACCAGAAAAGCCUGGUGAACAAGCGCUCAUUCCUGCUGGUGGGCCUGUGCUUGUUCGCUGUGUUUGGCAGUAAUGUCUUUGGCUUCCCAGGCUCUGGGGGCCUGUGCACCCUGGUGCUGGCCUUCCUCGCUGGAGUGGGAUGGGGCCCAGACAAGGUCCCUGUAGAGGACAUUGUGAGCAAAGUGUGGGAUGUGUUCCAACCUCUUCUCUUUGGGCUCAUUGGUGCGGAGAUCAACAUUGGGGCCCUGGACCCCAUCACUGUGGGCUUUGGCCUUGCAACCCUCUGUAUUUCCCUGACUGUGCGUAUUGUCUUCACCUACAUCAUGGUCCUUUGUGCUGGCUUCAACUUCAGAGAGAAGUUGUUUGUCGCUCUGGCCUGGAUGCCAAAGGCCACUGUUCAGGCCGCCAUCGGCUCGACGGCGCUGGAUAUGGCGCGGGGCCGACAGGACGAGGCAGCGCAGCACUACGGAAUGAAGGUGCUGGCCGUAGCCGUGCUCUCCAUCCUGAUCACCGCCCCCACCGGCGCCCUGCUCAUCGGCCUGUGUGGCCCACGGCUGCUGCAGAAACCCAAGAGUCCCGAGUGGGCUGUGAGUCACGGUGCACUGUCGGCAACGGACACACCGGUCACCUACGAGAGCGCAAUAUGAGGAACUUUCCAGAACCAAGUCUGCCUGAACGCAGAUGUGGCCAUAUCCAGCAGUCGUCCUCCACAGCUCAAGAUGGUCCUCUGAA